Hansenula anomala is the source of this 447-nucleotide messenger RNA. RefSeq lists its product as uncharacterized. The record is from RefSeq and is a predicted model, not a curated record. NCBI's taxonomy places the organism in Eukaryota, Fungi, Ascomycota, Saccharomycetes, Phaffomycetales, Wickerhamomycetaceae. Bases 1 to 447 code for a protein of 148 amino acids. The transcript has a single exon.
AUGUCGUACAGGGAUUUCAAGAACAACAAAGAUGUCCUUCAAUUCGAGGAUACUUAUGAAGGGCUCGAUGAAGAGGAUGAUGCUUUAAAUGAUGAAACAUUCGGUGUUGAUGUUCCAGUUGGUCAAGCUUUUGAUUUUGGUAAUCCAAGUGAAUCUCAACCUCAACCUCAACUGAACUUUGCCCAAGCUGCCAGAGCUCCUCCUCAACAAAUUUCAAUCCAAGAGCCACUAGGUGAUGAUCCUUUGAAACCAAUCGAGUCUUUAUGGGGUGGUGCACCACCAGUUGCUCCACAACAACAACAACAACAACAACAACCAAAAGUGUUAUCUCUUGAUGAGCUAGAAUCACAAUUGACUCAAAACCCUGCAUCUUCCCAAGUGAUCUCAUAUUCACCGGUCAAUAGGUCGUUAUUCAUCUUGGUAAGUUCGUCUUCUGAAACUUCAUAA